Molecule: messenger RNA, 1579 nt
Organism: Cynara cardunculus var. scolymus (artichoke)
Lineage: Eukaryota; Viridiplantae; Streptophyta; Magnoliopsida; Asterales; Asteraceae
Product: cyclin-D3-3-like
Exons: 4
Coding region: 212-1303 (363 amino acids)
Biological process (GO): mitotic cell cycle phase transition; regulation of cyclin-dependent protein serine/threonine kinase activity
Cellular component (GO): cyclin-dependent protein kinase holoenzyme complex; cytoplasm; nucleus
Molecular function (GO): cyclin-dependent protein serine/threonine kinase regulator activity
Source: RefSeq, a predicted model, not a curated record
AGAAAGAAAGACAGGCGUGAAAGGGUUCCAGAUAAAAUCCCUUUGCUUUGCUUGUUUAUUUUGGGUCAGUCUCUCUCUAGAACUUGCAGAGAUUGUUUGGGUGUGGAGUCUAGAGAGAGAGAGAGAGAGAAAUGGUACAAAGGGUGACCUUCGUCUUCUUGUUUCUUGAAGAUAAUGAAUAGAGUUUCUUACAUCCACUUAUCACAAGAAGAUGAUGAAAGAGGUGAAUGUGUGUUCGCAAAACCCUACAUUUGCUUUCGAAGAUGGUCUUUUCUGCGAUGAACAAGAAAAGGAUUUGGAUUUCGGAUGUGGGUUUGACCACGAAAUUCAAAUCUCGAAACGAAAAGAUCAUCUUUUUACCCAUUUUGAACAUGAUCUUUUAUGGGAAGAAGAUGAGCUUUCUUCCCUUUUGUCUAAAGAGAAAAACAACGUUUCUGGAGAUGGGGAUUUGAUUUGUAAUGAGGUUUUAAUGGGUUUAAGAAAAGAAUCUGUCGAUUGGAUGAUUAGGGUUAGUACUCAUUAUGGAUUUGUUGCUAUGACGACCAUUUUAGCUGUUAAUUACUUCGAUAGGUUUUUAUUGAGCCCUAGUUUUCAAAGGGAGAAGCCAUGGAUGAGUCAGCUAGCUGCUGUAGCUUGCCUUUCUAUAGCUUCAAAAGUUGAAGAAAUCCAAGCCCCUCUUCUCUUGGACUUGCAAGUGGAAGGUUCAAAAUUUAUGUUUGAAUCAAAAACUAUUAUGAAAAUGGAACUUUUGGUGCUUUCUUCUCUUCAAUGGAAGAUGAAUCCAGUAACCCCAUUAUCAUUUUACGAUUAUAUUAUGCGGAGGCUCGGUUUAAUCACUCAUCAUCUUCAUUCAGAGUUCGUUAGAAGGUGUGAAAGAAUUGUUCUAGCUGUCAUCAAUGAUUCCAGGUCUCUGGUUUAUCUUCCAUCUGUAAUGGCCACUGCUACGAUGAUUCUUGUGAUCAAAGAGGUCGAUCCCACCAAUGCAUUAGAUUAUCAAAAUCUGCUAAAGGGUUUUCUUGAAAUUAACGAGGAAGAAGUAGAUGACUGCUCUAAAUUCAUUCUGGAAGUAUCGGAUAAUCAUGGAACUAAGCGAAAGUACCAUUUUGCCCCUGGAAGUCCGAGUGGUGUGAUAGAUUCCUAUUUCAGCAGCGAUAACUCUAGUGAUUCGUGGGCAGUUGCAUCCUCGUCGGUUUCAUCUUCGCCAGAAAAACCCUUGUUCAAGAAGAUCCGGGCUCAGGAGCAGCAGAUGAGAUUGGGUCCAGUUUGUCGUGUGUCAAUCAGAACCCUUAACAACGCUCAUUGAACUUCCGAUGGUAGCAUGGUAAUUGUUUUACAAACCUUGUUUUGCAUAUCUAUUCGCCAAAAAUAUGUUGUUAAGGUGCAAAUUCACUAAUGAAUAAGUAUUUUUCUGGCUAAAACCAUGUAUUCUGAUAGGUUCUUGAUUCUUGUUCUGUAGACUUCUUUUUGCUUAUUGAACCAAGAACUCUGGUUUUAUAGAUCCAAAGCCUUGGAGCUUCAAGAUUCUUGACUUGGAUGGUUGUUAGAUGAUUUUCUGAAUCAGGCAUGUUGUUUUGCAUUC